AUGGGGCCCCUGGGGGCCAGUUGCCACCACCUGCUGCGGCACUGGGUGACACCCAUCAUGGACGCGCUGGCGCACGGGCUGGGGGGGCCGGGGGAGCGCUGCGGGGCCCCCCCCCACGCCUGGUGCCAGAGCUGGGGGACAGCGCUGCGCUGCGGGGCCCUGGAGCUCUGCGCCCGCCGCGGCUGGGCCCCCAGCGCCAAGGAGGACAUGUGCGCUGACUGCCAGGAGGUCGUCACCCUGCUCCUCCGCAUGGCCAACGAGUCGGCCACCAAGGCGGCCGUGGAGGGAUUUCUGCGCCGGGAGUGCACAGCGCUGCCGGUGCCCACCAUGGUGGCCCCCUGCCAGAACCUGGUGCACGAGUACAUCACCCUCCUCGUCACCCACCUGGAGGAACACCUCAAGCCCUCGGCCAUCUGCGCCCGGCUGGAGCUGUGCCCAGGGCAGCCUGGAGGGGUCCUGGCCGUGCCCCCCCACCUCGGGGCACCCAGCGCCCGCCCGCAGGACCUCCCCAUGCCGCUGCCGCUCUGCUGGCUGUGCCGCAACUUCAUCGGCCGCCUCGAAGCCUCCAUCCCCAAGGAGGCGGCGGCGGCGGCGGUGUCACGGUUGUGCCGGGUGCUGCCGGCGGCGGUGGCGGGCCCGUGCCAGUGCCUGGCCGAGCGCUACACGGUGCUGGUGCUGGAGGCGGUGCUGGAGCACCUGGGCCCCCGCCUGCUGUGCCGCCUGCUCCUCGCCUGCCACCCCGAGGACGACGGCUGCGCCCCGCUGCCACCGCGGCGGCCCCCCAGGGGCACCGAGGACACGGCGCUGCGUGUGGGGCACGAGGACCCGGAGCUGUCCCCGAAGCCGGGACCCUGCGCCCUGGGCCCGGCCUAUUGGUGCUCCAGCCCCGAGGCCGCCCGGCGCUGCAAGGCCCUGCGGUACUGCCAGGACCACGCCGGGCUGUAG
Molecule: messenger RNA, 945 nt
Organism: Cygnus atratus (black swan)
Lineage: Eukaryota; Metazoa; Chordata; Aves; Anseriformes; Anatidae
Gene: SFTPB
Product: surfactant protein B
Exons: 9
Coding region: 1-945 (314 amino acids)
Source: RefSeq, a predicted model, not a curated record